This is a messenger RNA of Racocetra persica, 152 nucleotides long. The record is from the annotation of a GenBank genome assembly. NCBI's taxonomy places the organism in Eukaryota, Fungi, Glomeromycota, Glomeromycetes, Diversisporales, Gigasporaceae.
ACACCAUUACAACAAAAUUUAGCUACAGAUCAAAUUUUGAUACAAACCCAUGUUUUAAUAGGUGAUUUAAUCCAAUUAGAUAAUAUACCAUCAUUACCUAUUCAAAGCUCAGACAAUAUUUCUUUGAAUUUACCUCAAAAUGAUACAGAAUG